Molecule: messenger RNA, 522 nt
Organism: Fusarium venenatum
Lineage: Eukaryota; Fungi; Ascomycota; Sordariomycetes; Hypocreales; Nectriaceae
Source: RefSeq, a predicted model, not a curated record
AUGGUCCACUAUGCUGAAAAUAGCAUGUACAGCUCCCCUAGCAAGCCAGCUAUUGGUGAUUACCAGACAGAACCUAUUGAAAGCACGAUAGUGCCUGUCUUAGUGGCAUCCCCGUCAAUAAAAAGAAAACCAACUACCGACGUCGAGUAUAUCGAGUCAGAGUAUUCACGUUACCAACAUGCCUUGUAUCAACUCGGGCUCUUUGCCCCUGAACUUGUGUGCACUGUUGUUCAUGUUCUCUCUCAUUGCAGGCUAGGGCUCCAUGUACACAAAGAGGACUGGUCGCAUGAGGAUCGCCCGUGCAGGACGAUGGCGUCGGCUGCAGCCAUGCCACGCGGACAUGCCGUUAGAUUCGGGGGCCAAAUUGCUGUGGUUCAUGAAGGAGUAAUGAACGACAGACCACAGUUGUGUCUCGGAGAUGAAGAAUGUGCAGUGCUCCGAGUGCAAGACGCUCUUUUUGGUCGAUCUAGGCGUGUCACAUCAUAUUUGGUUACACGGGAAGUCUUGCUUCUUCUUGUCUGA